Molecule: messenger RNA, 471 nt
Organism: Nicotiana attenuata
Lineage: Eukaryota; Viridiplantae; Streptophyta; Magnoliopsida; Solanales; Solanaceae
Exons: 3
Coding region: 1-471 (156 amino acids)
Source: RefSeq, a predicted model, not a curated record
AUGGCCCGACGAGUGCGAGAUGAGCUUUCAGAAGCUCAAGACUACAUUGGCUACAACCCUCGUGUUGGAGUGAUUGGAUGGGAUCCCGAGAGCCUCGGGGGUGUUUCGGGUGUUAUUGGAUCAUUUUGGGCUACUUUAGAUGCUGGUUUGCUCAUGUCUAGUGUUGUUCUUCGUAUUCGCGAGGAGCCUCUCGCGUUCGCGAAGAAGUCCUCAUUGUUGGAGCGUAUCAUGGCUCACCAGUUUGAUGAUCCUCACUUGUUGGUGUUGAAGGACACGGUGCAGCGGGGUGGUGCUAAGGAGGUUGCAGUUGGUGAUGAUGAUGUUAUGCGGCUUCAAGGCCAGAUUUGUGUUCGUAAUAUUGAUGGAUUGAGAGAGUUGAUCCUCGAGGAGGCUCAUAGUUCGCGCUAUUCCAUUCACCCAGGUGACACGAAGAUGUACAGUGACUUGAAACAACACAAUUGGCGGCAGUGA